This is a messenger RNA of Cryptosporidium ubiquitum, 786 nucleotides long. RefSeq lists its product as uncharacterized. Lineage: Eukaryota; Apicomplexa; Conoidasida; Eucoccidiorida; Cryptosporidiidae. Gene Ontology annotation, cellular component: preribosome, large subunit precursor; nucleus; nucleolus. Bases 1 to 786 code for a protein of 261 amino acids. Gene Ontology annotation, biological process: ribosomal large subunit export from nucleus; ribosome biogenesis; endonucleolytic cleavage in ITS1 to separate SSU-rRNA from 5.8S rRNA and LSU-rRNA from tricistronic rRNA transcript (SSU-rRNA, 5.8S rRNA, LSU-rRNA). The transcript has a single exon. Gene Ontology annotation, molecular function: protein binding. The record is from RefSeq and is a predicted model, not a curated record.
AUGGAAGGGGCACAAUUAGAAACAUCUCCAUUAGAAUUAUGCUUGAGUAACUUGAUUGGAAUCGAUAUUAGUAGUAUUAAUGAGAGUGAAAUAAGUAAAUCUGGAGCAAAUAAUUUGCAGUUAAUGUUGAAUUCAAUUUGGUCUGAUCUUAGUAAAGAAAAUACAAAGGAUGGAACAGUUGUAAGUCUUCCGAAUAAACAAGAAAUUCAGCUUCCUAGAGCAUAUCCUCUUCCAACAAAGAGGGAAAAGACCAGAUGGGAAAAAUUUGCUGAGCUUAAGGGUAUUAAAAAAAGAAAGAGAUCAAGGAUGGUCUAUGACCCUAUUACUGAUGAUUUUGUUCCAAGAUGGGGGAGAAACUCAAUUAAGAAGAUACAAAAGAAACAUAAUGAAGCAAUUAUUGAGAUUAAAGGUAAUAUGGAUGGAGACAAAGAUCCGAGACAAGCUAUUAAUUUAAAAAGAGAUAUGAUGAUUAACAAGCAAAGACUUAGAGAAUUAAAAAAUAAGAUGAAUUCUUCUAAAAGCAAAGAUACUUCAAAAUCAGAUGAAUUUGCUCUAGGUAUUGGAAAUUUAAAAGACACUAACGUUAAAAGAAAUAAUUCUCAGGUAAAAGAGCUCUUUAAUAGAGUUUCUUUAUCAACUGCAUCAUAUGGAAGAAGGGAUAAGGUACUUCCAAAUGAGGACCGUUCAGUUACUAAAAUUAAAAAAGUAAAAAAAAUUCUGGAUACUAAAGAUGAAAAUGAAAAGUAUAAGAGUAUAUACAGUAAAAUUCUUAAACAAAACAGUUAA